AUGGCUCAGCGAGGUUUGCGGCCGUUGGCCAGUGUGGCCUCUCACUGCAAGCGAGCAACAACAGGAUCGAUUUAUCGACGAGAGUCAAGCAUGCUUGUGACCAGCUCGAACCUCAAUACAUCACCAUCCAUCAAAGAACAACAGACGACACGACAAGUUUCGGCACAAUGCUCCAUCAUCCCUCUUCGACGAGCUCAAGUCAAAUCUUAUGUACAAUCUCGGAAGGGGUCGUCAGAAUCUUCUUCAAGUGCGCUCAAGCAGACUCCCUUGUAUGGUCUUCACUCUAGCUUGAACGCCAAAUUGGUCCCCUUUGCCAAUUUCUCCAUGCCCCUGGAAUACCCAGACCAGUCGCACCGGGAAUCUCAUCUUUGGACGCGAGAACACGCCUCAUUAUUCGACGUAUCUCAUAUGGUGCAGCACAAGCUAUCUGGAGAGCUGGCAGAGGAGUUUCUCAUGACUAUCACUCCAACUGCACUCAACGAGAUCGAAAAACAUUCUUCCAGCUUAUCGACCUUACUCAACAAGGAAGGCGGAAUCGUCGAUGACACGGUCAUCACCCGCAUAGGCAAAGAUUCUUUCUAUUUCGUCACAAAUGCUGGCUGCCGCGAGACUGACCUUCCAUUCAUUGAAUCUGAACUAGCCGACUUCCUAAAGUCGAAAUCUGCGUCCAAGGACAAAGUCAACUGGCACAUCCUAGAGCAUCAUGCGCUAGUCGCCCUACAAGGACCUGAAGCUGCAACUGUUCUUCAAGCCCUCGUAUACAACGACCUGGAAGAUGAAGGUCUUGAUACUGAUCUUAGCACUCUAUACUUCGGUACAAGCCGAUGGUUACAAUUGACCCUCCCAGAAAGUGGAAUGAAUACCCCAUCUCUCCUGAUCAGCCGAACGGGUUACACUGGCGAGGACGGCUUCGAAAUUUCUAUUCCUCCAGAGAACGGAGACUCGACCGAAUUGGCUACCUCCAUCGCAAAGGCACUGACUGUCGAUUCGUCAAAAGUCCGCUGGGCAGGUCUCGGAGCACGAGACUCGCUCCGCCUCGAAGCAGGCAUGUGUCUGUACGGACAUGACCUUAACGACAAAAUCACACCGCCCGAAGCCGCGCUUGGUUGGAUUGUGAGCAAGUCUCGUCGUAGCGAGCAUCCCAAACCUCCAUUCAACGGACAUGUCAAGAUCAACAAACAACUUGCUUCACCGAAAACGAUGCAAGAGCGACGUGUUGGCUUCAUAAUUGAGAAAGGCCCCGCAGCACGUGAAGGAGCCGAAAUCCUCGACCUCGAAAACGACAAUAAAGUCAUUGGCCACAUCACUUCAGGAAGUCCGAGUCCCAAUCUUGGCGGACAGAAUAUCGCGAUGGGCUACAUCAAGAACGGCUUUCACAAGAAAGGCACUAAAGUCGGUGUCAAGGUCAGGAAGAAUGUAAGGAAAGCGGAAGUGGCCAAGAUGCCGUUUGUCGAGAGUCGCUUCUAUCGUCCAGCUUGA
This is a messenger RNA of Exophiala aquamarina CBS 119918, 1479 nucleotides long. RefSeq names its product glycine cleavage system T protein. Gene Ontology annotation, cellular component: mitochondrion. NCBI's taxonomy places the organism in Eukaryota, Fungi, Ascomycota, Eurotiomycetes, Chaetothyriales, Herpotrichiellaceae. Bases 1 to 1479 code for a protein of 492 amino acids. The record is from RefSeq and is a predicted model, not a curated record. The transcript has a single exon. Gene Ontology annotation, molecular function: aminomethyltransferase activity; protein binding. Gene Ontology annotation, biological process: glycine catabolic process.